Eucalyptus grandis is the source of this 1933-nucleotide messenger RNA. RefSeq names its product UPF0481 protein At3g47200. Lineage: Eukaryota; Viridiplantae; Streptophyta; Magnoliopsida; Myrtales; Myrtaceae. The coding region runs from base 313 to 1716 and encodes 467 amino acids. The transcript has a single exon. The record is from RefSeq and is a predicted model, not a curated record.
CGCCGCGGACCGUUCGACGAAGAUCGCUCGCUUACCUAGUCAACAAAGAAAACAAGCUUAUCGCGAUCUUGAACCAGUCUAGCAACCCAAGUCUUCGUCUCUCUAAUUGACUGCCCAAGAAAAAGACAAAGGAUCGAGUCUCUUUAUACUAUAAUUUCCGGGCAGUUGGUGUAUUCUCUUCUGUGUGGUAUGGUCUGUUCUUUCAUGGGUGGGAACAAAAGAGAAGCCAAAGCUUCCUCCUCUGAAAGAUAGAACUUUUUUUGCUUUGAAUCUACCCCAGAGCAGCAUAUAGUUUUUGGCAAUUAAGCACAGAUGUCCGGAGAAUCAAACUCCCGUGGCGACCACACCACAGAGAGCUCCGUUCACCAUGUCGUCCAUAUCGACCAAAGUUUCUUGUCGGAAGUGGAAGGGAGUAUGCAGGAAUUGCCGAGGCUCUUGACCACGGGGGCAGGAAGAGAUUCUUGCUGCAUCUUCCGAGUCCCUCAGAGCCUAUCGGAGAUCAAUAAAAAGGCCUACCAUCCUUAUAUCGUCUCCAUCGGUCCCUUCCACCAUGGGAAGACGCAACUCCAGAUGAUCCAGGAGCACAAAUGGCGGUACCUACGCCAUCUCCUAUUGCGGACGGAAAGCAAGAGAGUUGUGCUCAAGGACUUCUUUGAGGCAGUAGCUCCGAUGGAGGAGGAGAUCCGGAAGAGCUAUUCGGAGACCUUGGAAUUCGAUGGCCGGGACCUUAUUCGGAUGAUGGUGCUCGAUGGCUGCUUCGUCAUCGAGCUGUUCUGGAAAGUUGCGAGGAUGGUCCUACCUGAUCCCCGCGACCCUUUAUUAACUAUCGCGAGCAUAGUCCCAGCUGAUCCCCACGACCCUUUAUUUACUAUGGCUUGGGUUUUGCCUGCCUUAAUGAGAGAUCUCCUCCGGCUCGAGAAUCAAAUUCCUUACUUUGUGCUGCAGAAGUUAUUUGAUCUGUCUGUUGGAUCUGGAAAUGAUGGUCCCUCCUUGGCCAAGCUUGCCUUGUGGUUCUUCAACUGCCUGGUGCAGAGACCGGUGCAUGUGUUGGAGAACUGCUACGAUAAAGAAGGCAAGCAUUUGCUUGAUUUGUUCCACUUGAGCUAUAUCCCCGAUUGCCAGGAGAAACAAAGGAGGCCAAGCAGAUCCCUCCACCUGAUUCGAAGCGCGAAGGAGCUCAAUCAAGCUGGAGUCAAGUUCAAGCCACGGAAGACUCACAGCAUCUUGGACGUCAAAUUCAGAAAUGGCGUCCUUGAGAUUCCACUCUUGACAAUCGACGACUUCUGGAGCUCUUUGUUCCUCAAUUUUGUUGCUUUUGAGCAGUGCUAUUGCCUUUCUUCCAAGCACUUCACAACCUAUGCUAAUCUCAUGGGGUGUCUCAUCAAAACGCCUGCUGAUGCUGGGUUCCUAGGCUACCACAAGAUUAUCGAGAAUUAUAUUGGGACGGACGAGGAAGUUGCCCUUUUCUUCAAUAAUGUCAGGAAAGAUGUGGCGUUUGAUGUCAAAAGGAGCUAUUUGUCCAAGGUCUUUGAGGAAGUGAAUGAGAGUUGUCGGAAUUAUUGGCAUGUCCAAUGGGCUGAGUUCAUGCACACAUACUUCAACACUCCAUGGUCCUUCAUGUCGGCUGCUGCAGCUCUGUUGCUUCUGCUGCUUACCAUGACUCAGACUUCCUAUGCGGUUUAUCAAAGUUAUAGACCUGCCGAUCCUCCCAAAUAAUUUGUAAUGUUUGCGACACAAAAUGCAAUACCACACUUGAAAAAGGGCAAUUUGUAGAUACAGAAUAUCAAGACUCAGUUGUGAUUAUGAAUUUUGUUGUGAGUUUGGAUUUAUGUCUGACCACUUGUAAGAUACCACAACGUAAACGACUCGAACUCAUUAGCUGUCCACCGAAUUUGUGUCAACGAGAAUAAAGCCGUGGCUCUAAUUGCAACAA